This is a messenger RNA of Poecilia reticulata (guppy), 10323 nucleotides long. It is a transcript of the gene mtnr1bb, whose product is annotated as melatonin receptor 1Bb. Lineage: Eukaryota; Metazoa; Chordata; Actinopteri; Cyprinodontiformes; Poeciliidae. The record is from RefSeq and is a predicted model, not a curated record. Gene Ontology annotation, biological process: G protein-coupled receptor signaling pathway. Gene Ontology annotation, molecular function: melatonin receptor activity. Gene Ontology annotation, cellular component: plasma membrane.
UCACUGGAUUUCCCGAACCGACCCGACUCUGUGUGCUUACAGUCGGAGCACCUCCGAGCAAUUGUGCCCAAAUCAAAGGCAGAUUCUGGGAGGUCACGCCGGGAUAGAGUUGGAAUAAAAUGCAGCGGGGCAAAAAUGGAAAAUAUUUUUGUUUUCACGCAGAGUAGGGGACGAAGGAAGAAGAGAGAGAGAGAGGGACACACACACGCACGCACACACACGCACACACACACACACACCGAAAGAGGCGAGUCUUCGCUCCAUCCUCACUCUGUGGAUGUCUCCACAUCCUCAUCAUCAUCCUCAUCAUCAUCAGUGUCUCACCGGGGGCUGCUACUGUGUGACAUUUCGCUACGUUCAGCUCCAGUUGCGCCGUUUAAGCUGUACGGUCCUGUACAUGGACACGCAGACACACAUCGCUAAAGAAGCACACGCAGACGAAGGAGAGUUACAAAUGCCAACCAACAAGCCAGGAGGUGUGGCACCGCGGCCGUGUGCCGUUUGUCGCGGGACGUGGACCGGUCACUUUGCUUCUGAAGAUGUGAGGGAAAAAAGGAAGCCAAGAGUCCGGGCAACUUCAUGCGUCACACGUGAUCACAGCAGCAACUAAUUGUCGCCUUUAAGUGGCGGACUUUACCUGCGCUCUCGUGGAACUUGGGGAAGGGUGCGCUCCAUGUUUCAUCUAGGACACACCGGUACCGACGGUGCCGGCGGGACGUUGAAAUAAUAAUAAUAAUAAUAAUAAUAAUAAUAAUAAAAAUACACUUGCAAUAACAAAAAGAGGAGAGAAAAAAAAAAUCAACAUUUUAGCGGGGGGCUUGAGGCGGGCAGCUUCGCGCUGUGGACCGAGUGAUGCCGGACACGUUGAUGCUCCUGAAGAACCGGACAGAGCCACGGCUGGGGCAGCUGGAGCGCAGCCUGCCCGCGGAGGGCACCGCUCGGCCUGCCUGGGUCAUCGCUAUACUGGCCAGUGUCUUGAUCUUUACCACGGUGGUUGAUGUGCUAGGAAACCUGCUGGUCAUCAUUUCGGUGUUCAGGAACCGCAAGCUGAGGAACGCAGGUAAUGUGUUCGUGGUUAGUCUGGCAUUUGCUGACCUUGUGGUAGCCUUCUACCCCUAUCCCCUGGUCCUUUAUGCUCUCUUCCAUGACGGCUGGGCGCUUGGAAACACUCAGUGCAUGGUCAGCGGUUUCCUCAUGGGGCUGAGUGUCAUUGGCUCCAUCUUCAACAUCACUGGGAUUGCGGUGAACAGAUACUGCUAUAUCUGUCACUCCUUCUCCUACAGCCGACUGUACAGCUACCGCAACACGUUGCUGUUUGUUGCCUUAAUUUGGGUGCUCACUAUCGUGGCCAUCGUCCCAAAUUUCUUCGUUGGUUCUCUGCGCUAUGACCCACGGGUCUACUCCUGCACCUUUGCCCAGAAUGUCAGCAGUUCCUACACUGUGGCGGUGGUAGUGGUUCACUUUCUGGUUCCCAUUGCAGUAGUGACCUUUUGUUAUCUUCGCAUUUGGGUUCUUGUGAUUCAGGUGCGGCGCAAAGUAAAGACUGAAGACAGCCCUCGUCUCAGACCAAGUGACUUGCGGAAUUUUAUCACCAUGUUUGUUGUAUUCGUCCUGUUUGCAAUCUGCUGGGCCCCACUCAACUUGAUAGGAUUGGCAGUGGCAAUAGAUCCAACUCGCGUGGGUCCCCACAUCCCCGAGUGGCUUUUUGUUGUAAGCUACUUCAUGGCCUACUUCAACAGCUGCCUGAAUGCCAUCAUCUAUGGUUUACUCAACAGGAACUUCAGGAACGAGUACAAACGCAUCGUCACCUCUGUCUGGGUGACGCGGCUGUUUGUGACGGAGACGUCGAGGGCUGCCACGGACGCCAGGAGCAUGAGGAGCAAGCAAUCACCGCCCCCGCCGCUCAACAAUAAUGAGUCAGUCAGAGACCGUGCAAACAAAGAAUGAACCUUGGAUUCUCGAGGGUUUCAUGUGGUAAUUCCUGUUUUUUAUGUGGUAUCAAGGCAGCUGUGCAGCUAAAGAGUAACAAGAAACUAAUGAAACUGGAAACCGUGGCUUUGUUUCCUAAUUCACAGCAGAGAUUUGAACACUUAUGAAACACACAAAGCUUACGAAAGUCUCUGAAGUGCUUUUAGAAUUGGCUCAUCUUUUAAAGCGACGACAAUGUGUGUUCUGUCGGAGUCGUUCACAUCCACAAAGCAAAAAGCCCAGCAUUUCAGUUUCAUUAUGUAAUUAUUACUCUUGACAGACUGAUUGGUACUAUAUGAUUACAAUGAAAAUGUGAUAUCCUUUAACUUGUGCUGCUGUAGACGCGUUUCACAAAACUGGGUAAGCACCUCUAGUAAACACAUUUUUUAGUAACUUCAAACGCCUCAAAUAAUUAAACUCGCCUCACCUGGAAGCUUUACAAGGAGCUUUUCAUAACAGAGAUGGGAGAAUGACAGAUAGCAAAGUCUGUCAUUUUAUUAUCAGAGUUUUACAUGUUGGCAGUUAUGUGGUUAGAUUUACACUCUCAACCUAAAUGCUGCAGUAGCAUACCUUAUACUGCCUAGUUUGAUCGUCUUUGCACUAAAAUAACAGGAAAAAGAACUUAGUAAAAAACAACUUAGUAAAUGAAUUCAGGAUAUUAAUUAAAGUUUGUUUGACAAGUUAAAUCUAUCAUCAAGUCACUUCAUAGGUGUUUUUAAUCUAUUUUAUUUUUUAUAUUUUUUGCAUGUGAUGUGGCAUGUGGAGGAAACCGAACUCUUGAUGCUGUUCCAGCCUACAAACCCACAGUUUUCAGCUACUGUAAUCUGAGCCUUAGCAGAAAACUACAUACAGUAAGAGGCAUAAUUUUGUAAAACAUGAUUUAUAUCAUAAUUUGGUUAAUUAACAUAAGCAUGUGACUUUAUUGUAUUUUUAAUGAACUUAUUAGUUCAUAAAAUUAAGUAACACUGCCUGGCCACCAAAAAAAACAAAAAAAGGUCACACACUCUAAUAUUUUGUUGGACCGCCUUUAGCUUUGAUUACAGCAAUGAGCUUCUGCAGUAUCACAAGCUGUAUUUCGAUCCAGUGUUGUAUUAAUUUUUCACCAAGAGAUUGCACUGACGAUGGUCGAGUCUGGCGACUGCAGCACAUCCCAAAGAUUCCUAAAGGUGUUUGAGUCUGAAGUCUGGUGGCAAAUCCAUGUGUGAAAAUGUCUCAUGCUGCCCGAGUUCUACUGUUGUUUUUCUGCAAUUUGAUUUUACCAAACGCCUAUCGUGAUCAUUCAGGAUUUUUUUUGCCAGCACAUUUCUUCCUCACAGACAAUGGAUCCCCACUAUCAUUCCAGUUUUUAAUAAUGGACAGUUCUUAACCAAAUUUUAGUAGUUUCUGAAAUCUCGUUGGCUGUUUUAUCUGCUUGAUGCAUGCCAAUGAUUUCACCCAUCUCAAACAGACUGAUAUCUUUUCCACGACCACGGGAUGUGUUUGUCCACAUGGUUGUUUAAGAAAUGAGAAGCAACUGAUUGCACCGGUUCGGGUUAAAUAACUUGUUGUCAGCUGAAACAUAAUCGCCCAUUCAGUAAUUAUUCAAUAGGAGGCUUGUACCUAUUUGGUUAGUUAAAUCCAGGUGGCAAUAUUUUUUUUUUGGCCAAACAGUACGUAGUGUAGCUGUUCGAAGCGGUUAAUUAGCUAAGAAUCAAGUUGAAGUACCAUUUAAAUACCUACAAAUAAAGCAGAAUUCUAUUGCUAAAAAGAAAAGAUUGCGUAAUUAAGUAAAUGAUUACAUCUAAGGUUAUUAUGUAUGGGCAUGUUAGUGAACUUUGCAACACUAUUGGUUCUCAUGAAGGCAGUCGAUAGUCUUCUUGGCUUCUCCUCUAUCUUUCUCAUUACUUUUAUCAACUCCUGGGAGGUACAGCAGAGAUUAAAUACUUUUUUCCCCCAAAGUGGAUUGUGAGUGAAUUAUAAACUUUAACAAUUUAGACAUCAAGCAUGUAAAAUACAAGCUAUGUUGUGCUCAGUUACUCUAGCUUGUCUGACUAUUUCCAUUUGACAAUGACUUGUUCUUGGAGAAACGUUUGUGAUAUGUGCUUUUAUUAAUCAAUAUCAAAACAGUGUUCAACAGCAACACAAAACCAGUGGACUCUGCAAUGAUCAUCAAUUCUUGAUCAUUGUUUUAAAGUUCUGCUUUUCUAACAUCCUUAUUAUUUUAUUGGAAAUAGCCAGCUGAAUAUAGGUGCACUGUGGUUGUUUUCAGGUUAGCUGUAACUUUUAAGUAAAGCUCACUUUGGACUAAACGUUCCAAGAAAACACCACCAAACCGUUGCACUAUCGUCAGGUAUACCUGACCGGUACAGGUCAGGAUGGAUCAACGCUUUCCUGUUGUUUGUGCCAGAUUGUGACAUAAACAACACAGUAUCCGAAUGUUGAGACUAGAGACUCAACAAAACAUUCAAUUGUCUUACAAUAUGUUAAUUUUAAAGGGCAGUGCAUCUGCUUAGACUGUUGUCUCAGUUUCCUUCUGCUGUUGUGGCCCAUCAGUUUCAAGCUUCAGCGUAUUCAGAGCCAGUGUGCCACCUAUCCUAUUCCUUCUAUCAUCCACACAACACUUACUGGAUGCUUUGUCUUUUUUUUAAAUCAUCUUGUUUGAGCUUUAUUUUCCUCCAGUUUGCCAAUGCGUAACAUAUUAUAGUACAUCAUAGUUAUAGUUUUAACAAAUCUGAGUUUAUUUGAAAUAACAAAUACCAAUUUUACUGCCUCUAUAUUUAUAAAUAAGUUAAAAUACAUCCCUUAACAGGAAAACACUGCAGUCAUUUUUGGCAUUUUGUGUUUGGAAAGUCAGACAGAAGGACAGAGACUUCUCAUUAAAGAGCUCUGUGCACUGAUGUCAAUCACCAACUAAAUCUAAAUGCAAUAACUAUCUUUCAAUUUCACCAAAAAGCCCAGUGCAGCUGCAUGGCCAUGAUUCUUUAUGCACACCAACACAUCACUAUGCAACUCAAAUGCAGUGUUUGUCACAGUUCAAGGGAUUCACAGCAGUCGGUGUGAACUGAUAACGGAGUCCAUCAGCUUAGGACAGCUGUACUUCCAGAUGUCACAGCAAAUCACAGAUUUAUCAUGAAAAAGAUAUGAAUGAUGUUGCUGGUUUCCAGUCUGUGUCAUAUGAAAAAGAGGUCAAGAUUUGUCCUGGUCUACUAAGUUAGUAUAUAUUCCGUACCAAACCAAUCAACCGUCCUUAGCAACAUGUAUAUUGGUUUCAUACAGUAUAUUGGUUUCCUCUGCAUCCUACAUCAUAUGCUGCACAAUAUGUAGAAGUCUCUCAGUUUGAGUUCUUACUCUUAAUUCUAAUACUUAUAUGCAAAACAUUAGGCUUUCAUUUUAAGAUCUUUUUUCUUUCCGUUUUUGUUUUUUUAACAAACAAAACCAAACUAUAUUACCAGGGAUGUAGUAUUUCAAUCCUUUCACUGUGGAUUUAACACAAAAAAAAUAUGAUCAGCUAUUUAGGGAAAAAGUGUAAGGAGUUGGUCUCUUUGUACUAUAAAAUUUGACCAACUGAUAUUUAUCACCUCUUUAUCAAAGAGUGAUUCAAACAACUUGGAUUGUGGCGAACAUACAGCUCAUAUCUGUAUUCCCAUCUCAGGGUGCCUAUUGAAUAUUUUGCUGUUAUACACACUUGUCCAAACAAUCGCAGUUGAUCAGCUGCAGUAUAAGGGAGUCUGAAGACAUUUAAAAGGAAUAUUUUGUAAAUUAGUGUCAGUGUGGUUCUUAACUGUUGUAUAUUGUUAUCAGAGAUGUAUUUAAAAUGUGCUUUUUUAAAAAAAUAUAUAUAUACUCAGUAAUCCCUACGCAGUUAAAUGUAUGUUCUUGAAUAUUACUUAACCUCUCCUCCCAUUAUACUGCAUUUGCUAAGUGCAUCUAAAACAUGUCUUGUAUAUUGGGCCCAUUCAUCGCAUUUGUACAAUGUAAAUCGAUUGAUAUAGAAAAAAUAUAUAUCUCUUAAAAUGGAAAGUUUGAAAAGUAAGGAAUGACAAAGUAAGUGUGUAAAACAUGUUCUUGUGUUAUUUUACUUUAAUAUUUAAAUUGCUUUUGAGAACAUGUUACAUGCUCUUAAACAGGGUAAAAAAAAAAAUUUAAAAAAAAGGUGGAAGCCAUAGGUAAGAAUGUUACUUUGAUAGAUGCAGAGCUCACAGCAUUAGUGAAGCAGAAAAGUUGUGAAGCAAUUGCAGUUGAAUGAAACCAGUUACUUUUGUGAUACACAAAUGGCUAAAAACAAUCUGUUGGAAAAUAUUGCUUUGUUGAAAAGUUGGGAGUAGAUCGACAUCAGCGGUUACGUCAGAGGUAAGAGAAAAUCAUUGAAAAAGUGAUGCUGCUACUUUAUAAUGACACACUACAGCAGCUACAGAAUGUUUUAGAUGCACUUUGAGGGAGCUAAGAGAUCAAUCCAAACCAAAGAAAUGUGUAUAGAUAAAGGAAAUAAGAUGUACAUACUCUACGUCAUGACAUUAUGGGGAGAAAUCUGAAAAAAAUUAAAAUAAUUCCCCCAUAAUGUCUGUUUUAUUUGUUUGUUGUUGUUUUUUUCAAGAAUACUGCCUUACAAUUGAUAAAAUUGUGUCAAAGUAAAAAAAUAUGAUGGCAAGUGCCAUAAUUCCUUGUAUGUACCAAUUUAGUAAGCCUGGUUUGCCUCUAUCCUGCUUUGUUGUGACACCCUCAAGACAGUUGUCUAUUAAAUGUUUUUUCUCUCUGCAGUUUCGUGCAGCCACUUAUAUGCUGAGCUUACAGGCAUGAGAUGCAAUUAAUGAACCAGAGGAACAACGAUUACCGUUUUUUUCUUCUGUAUUUCCUAUCUGUGCCCUUUGAUAAAAUGAUGUAUCUGUAUUUAUGUUCCUUUAAAGUGUGUUCUAUGUCAGCACGCUUACUUUACUGGAUUAAUGUAUGUCAUCUCAACAAAUAGUUUGCCAGCUCCAGUGUUCUGUUUGGCUAGUUGUCACUGAGAUGCUGUAUCUCACCAAAUGUAGUAGAGCACAAGUUUUUCUCAGCUUUAGUUUUGAAAUACAUUUUCUCUGCUGCAAGUUCAAAUAGAUGAUUACAUUAGAAAAAAGUUAAAUAAUGCGUCUUUGGUUGAUACAGUGCCUUGUAAGUGUAUCCGUACCAUUUUACUUUUUCAACAUAGUGUCACAUUACAACCUUAAACUUCAACGUAUUUUGGUGAGAAAAUUUGCAUUGUUCAAAUAGAACCAAUAGAAGUCCCAUUUGCAGUUUGGCAUAAGCUACAAAGGGACAGUACUGGUCAGAAGAAACCAAACCUGAGCCUCUACACCAGUGGUCUUAAACUGCAUUCCUCAAGGACCAGAAUCCUGCAACUUUUAGAUGCGUCUGUUGGCUUGCACACUUGAAUGAAAUGGUGAAACUGCCUUGUUAGCAUGCAGUCAAGCUCUACAGAGCUCUGCUAAUGGACUUGUAUUGGAGUCAGGUGAGCUGAAGCAGAGAGACAUCUAAAAGUUGCAGGAUAACCCUUGAGAAAUGCAUUAUGAGUCCACUGUUCUAAACCUACAUGCAAAAUGUGGUGGAAAAUUAACACUGCACUUCUCCCUGAACAACACCACGCCCAUGAGAAAGCAUGGUUGGCAGCAUCAUGCUAUUAUUCUUUUCUUUGCCAGGUACAGGUAAGCUGGAGGAUGGAUGGAGCCAAGUAUAUGGCAGUGCUGAAAUACAACUCGUUAAAGACUGAGAUUGGUGCAGAGUUUAACCUUUCAAUAGGACAAUAACUCUAAAAACAAUUUCUAUUUGAAUCAAAUACUCAAAUGCAAGAAUGACUCAGUCAAAGUCCACAUAUCAAUGUAUUGCAAAAGCUGUACAAAGACUUGAAAAUUAAGGCACACAUGUACUUCCUGUCAAAUCUAAGUGAGCUUGAGAGAUUUUGCAAAUAUCUACAGACAAAACCCUUUAAACCUCUGGAUGGACUAAGACAGAAGACACUUACCCCAAAACUCAUGCAUGUAUAAUUAUAGUAAAUGGCUAUUUUCCAUAGUAUUGAGGGGAAUGAAAUACCCAAGCCACAAUUUUCAGAUUUUUGUUUUUCCUUCCACGUCAAAAUUAGGUGAUACUUUGAGUUGAUCUGCCGCCUACAAUCUCAAUGAAAUAUAUGGAAAUUUGUGGUUUUAAUGUGACAAAAUGUAAAGUAGCAUAAGGCUGCGUAUACUUUCGCAAGGUACUGCAUGACAAGUCUUGCAAUUGAGCUUGUUGCACUAUAAGUACAAUACUUGGUCCCAGUUUCAUAAAACAGAAUUACUCCCUUGUAUUUAAUUAGAGAUCUACAUUUUGUUUGAAGCCAGUGAAAUGCUGCAGCAAAAUGUUGUGUUUGGUAAUAACUGAUAUGUUUGCACUGUAUACACGCCUUGAAUGCCUACUAAAUUCUGUUAUUUAAUUACAGUUGGGGCAAGCUUCUACUAGAUGCUGCAUGCAGUACAAAUACAUUGUUUUGAUCUCCUAAAAAGAUUGGACUUUUUUUUAUCUUUACCACAUAACAGAAUCAACAAAUAUUCUAACAGAAGUAAUCAGAAUUUCAGACAUCCAGGACACUGCACGAUCCCAUACAGUUAAAGCUUUGCAAAGUAUUAAAACUCUCAAUCUUUCUCACAUUUUUUCAAGUUAAAACUACAAAUUCCAGUGAACCUUAUUCUGGCUUUUAUCAUUGUUGAAGUGUAAGGAACACAUUAUUUUCAUUUUCCCAAAUAAUACAAGGCUAAGCGACAGGCUUGGAUUUGUAUAUUCUAAUUAGUAGAGCCACCAUUUCACUGCAAUUAGAUCUGCAAGUCUUUUAAGAUGUGUCUCUACCAGCUUGAUACAGCUAGAAUCUAAAGUUUUUUUCCCUUCAUCUUUUUCAAAAUGGCUCGAUCUAAUCCAGUUUGAAGGAGAGAAUCUGAGCAGCCAUUUUCGAGAUUGGCCAAAGAUGAUCAUAAAUAUAAUCUAUUCCCAAUACUCAGAUUAAAUUACAUAUAUACAGGCAGUUUGCUGUGCUGGGUUUUUUUUAGGGCAUGAGAUUAAACUUGAAGGUAACUCAAAUCUUUUCUAAUUCGAUGAGAAAACAACAUAUCCUUUUACCUUCACCUCGAAAUUAUGUACUAGUUUGUGAUGGUUUAUCAUAAAAUUAUUUUAAAAAAUACACUGAAGUUUAAAAUAUAUUACUUUUGCAAGUCAUUGUAUGUGAUAGGCACCAAGCCAGGCACUCUGUUUCAAAGAGGAGACAUUUCAGCACUGGAACCUCUGCGCUUUAUUGACUGCAUGGCAUGACAAAACUGAAUAUGUCACAUACCUGGCAAAUGAUUAACAUGUCAGUUGUGAAGCAUUGCUUUUCGUGUCCUUUAUCUUAACAAUGAAAGGACAUUGUUGUGUGUGUGCUUGAGAGAGAGCCGGAGCGUGUUUGUGUGGGGGUGUCAUUAAAGGAUUAUUUAACAGCAUGACAACACCAGCUGACUAUGGAAAACAGCGGAGGGUGCAACACUGAUCAAAUUAUUCGCAACGUACCUUUGCAAAGAUGAAAAUAAAAUGAUAAGCCUUGGAAGCAUAAUUGAAUUCUCUGCUGUCAGAGGAGUGACAUGAAUAGUGAAGUGUUGAAACGCUCCAUACCUCCUGUAGUGUUUCCAAACAAGACACUAAUACAUGGUACACUCUUCAGGCCUUCAACCAUAUUAAUGAGAGCUAGAUUCAAACAUCGGCAAAGCGCAAGUUCUUCUCUGUUGAUGAAUAUUAACACUCACUGGCCCCCUAAUUGUCUACAGCACAUUGCACACAGGUAGCAUUUUUUUCCCUGAAAACUUCUAGGCAUGCACUGCUUGAAAUGUUGAACAAGAUGUCUUGUUCAUACCGACCUGAUGCUGUUAGGGAACAUCCAUCCAAAAGAUGUGGUGUCUUUAAGCCCAGUAUGUAACUAAUUAAAUGUGACGACCUGACCUUUAUGUCAUAAAUGGCUUUUAUGAAUAAUGAUUUUACAAAAAGUCUUUUUACAACCAAAAUAAAGAAGAAAGUUGAAAUGUUGGAAACUAUUGACCGAAUGUGCAUUUUCAGCAUUUGGUCACCUGACUUUCUGUGUCAUGAUGCAUUUCUUUUGUUUCAGAGGCUGUGUGAAUUCGCAUGCUUGUCUGGUGUUAUUUGUGGCCGUUGGCCGCUGACAAGAAUUCUCUAACAAGGAGGAUGUCCGGAGGAGGGUCUGAGUAACCAAAGGGAAAACACUGGAAUGUAACUGAACUAUAUGUGUGUGCGUGUGUGUGUGUGUGAGAGAGAGAGACAGAGAGUGUAAAGAUAUACAUUGUAUGUACAGUUUUCCUGAAACACAGCGUUACGGAAAAAUAAAAUUGGUACAUCGUA